Peniophora sp. CBMAI 1063 is the source of this 378-nucleotide messenger RNA. The record is from the annotation of a GenBank genome assembly. NCBI's taxonomy places the organism in Eukaryota, Fungi, Basidiomycota, Agaricomycetes, Russulales, Peniophoraceae.
AUGGAUCCCGCGGCUUUCAACAGUGCAUCCGCUUUGCAGGGUGUCUGCAGCGAAUACGGUGCCUCAGCUGGUACAGUCAUCCAGAACAUCGCCUGGCGUCGAGCCGCCUCGCAGUUCGAUCCAGCGAAUUCCGAUAUGACCGCGCCAUGCUAUAAAGGCCAUUCUCGUAAGGUCUAUCCUAAGACCGGCGCGACACCAUCCGCUUCAACCUCAGGCCCACUCAGCUCCACUCUCACUACUAUGCUCUUCAACAUCAAGCUUGCCGUUGUUGCACUCAGCGCCUUCGUCAGCAUCGCCGGCGCCGUAGCCGAACCCGCGCCAGCCACGCCCACUCACCAGAAUAUCUGCACUGGAGUGGCGUGCAAAGGCGCAGACUAA